Molecule: messenger RNA, 3886 nt
Organism: Gasterosteus aculeatus aculeatus (three-spined stickleback)
Lineage: Eukaryota; Metazoa; Chordata; Actinopteri; Perciformes; Gasterosteidae
Gene: arsb
Product: arylsulfatase B
Molecular function (GO): sulfuric ester hydrolase activity
Source: RefSeq, a predicted model, not a curated record
CCACGGCCGAGGUUCAUUUUCUAAGCAACAUCCUGUUACCGCAGUUUACUUCUGAGGUAACGAGGAAGGGACGACGUUGCGAACUAAAAGCCUCCUCGCGUCUCACCUCGCGCGUCUUUUCGUUUCACGGACGGAACCGAAGCGAUGGACUUUUCUCUUCUCUUCGCGGCUCUGCUGCUCGUCAGUUUCCGCUCAGCUUCGGCGGCCGCGCGCCCGCACGUCGUCUUCAUCCUGGCGGACGACUUCGGCUGGAACGACGUUGGGUACCACGGCUCGGAGAUCCGCACCCCGAACUUGGACCGGCUGUCCGCGGCGGGAGUCCGCCUGGAGAACUACUACGUCCAGCCGCUGUGCACGCCCUCCAGGAGCCAGCUGAUGACCGGCAGGUACCAGAUCCACACGGGCAUGCAGCACCAGAUCAUCUGGCCCUGUCAGCCCCACUGCGUGCCCCUGGACGAGAAGCUGCUGCCCCAGCUGAUGAAGGAGGCGGGGUACGCCACGCACAUGGUGGGCAAGUGGCACCUGGGGAUGUACAGGAAGGACUGCCUGCCGACGCGCCGCGGCUUCGACACGUACUUCGGCUACCUGCUGGGCAGCGAGGACUACUUCACCCACGUCCGCUGUAGCAACAUCGCCGCCCGGAACCUCACUCGCUGCGCGCUGGACCUGCGGGACGGAGAGGAGGUCGCCGCCGGAUACGAAGGAGUUUAUUCCACCGAGGCGUUCGGCCGCAGGGCCACCGGCAUCAUUGAAAAACACAACUCCGACGAGCCGCUCUUCCUCUACGUGGCGCUGCAAGCCGUCCACGAGCCCCUGCAGGUGCCCGAGCGCUACCUGGCCCCCUACAGCUUCAUCGAGGACCGCCGCCGCAGGCUGUACGCCGGCAUGGCGUCGGCCAUGGACGAGGCGGUGGGCAACAUCACCCUGGCUCUGCGGCGGCGGGGGCUUUGGGACGACACCGUCCUGGUGUUCUCGACGGAUAACGGCGGUCAGACGCUGGCGGGCGGCAGCAACUGGCCCUUGCGCGGGAGGAAGUGGUCGCUGUGGGAGGGAGGGGUCCGGGGGGUCGGGUUCGUCGCCGGCCCUCUGCUGAAGCGACCCGGGACCGUCUGCCGGGAACUCGUCCACAUCUCCGACUGGCUGCCGACCCUCGUCGGCCUGGCGGGGGGGAACGUCAGCGGCACCAGGCCGCUGGACGGGUUCGACGUGUGGAACGCGAUCAGCGAAGGCUUCGCCUCACCCAGACUGGAGCUGCUGCACAACAUCGACCCGCUGUACGUGGACGUGGCUAAAUGUCCCGGCACCGGGCGACGGUUCCCUUUGGCCGAGGGGGUCGUCUCCGGCUUCGACGUGUCCGUCCACGCGGCCAUCCGAUCCUCCAACUGGAAGCUGCUGACGGGCUACCCGGGUUGCGACGUUUGGUUCCCGCGGCCGGGCCACAACGACUCGGCGGCGCCCGGGUCCGACCCGCCGAAGCCGCCGAUGCUCUACGACAUCGAGAAGGAUCCCGAGGAGAGGAACGAGCUGUCCGCCGCCUUCCCCGCCGUGGUGGAGUAUCUGCUCGGCCGGCUCCAGACGCACCGGCAGAGCUCCUCGCCGAUCGACUUCCCCGACGACGACCCCCGCUGUGACCCGGGCCCCGCGGGGGCCUGGGGACCCUGGGCCUGAGUCUACAUGAAACACAGCGGCGGGGGAAUCUCGUCCGUGGAGACGGACGGGGACGUUUAUUUUACUCUCGGCUUAAAGGCGCCGCGCCACAGUUACAGAAGACGUUACGGCUUUUGAUGAACUUUCAUAAGUGACCAAACAGAUUCUUUAUUUUUUUCGGGCAACCAGUCGUUGACCGACGGAUUCCCUCCUUAUUAUUGAUUAUAUUAUUGAUUGAAAGCUCUGUCAGCUACACGUGUUGCUGCUUCGUAAAGCUGCUGCUUCAAGUAUUUGCACUUCAUUUACCGACUGUCCGUCCUGUAGGACUCAAACGUGCUUUUAAACAUUUCACCACUGUGUGUGUGUGUGUGUGUGUGUAAGCAGCUGUUUACUCCUCAUAUGUAAACAAUGUGUCGCUGCCUCUAAACACACGCUGCUUUAAAUGAACCGAGCUGUAUUUGUUCUCUUCCUGCGUGCCGACGUGUCAAAGCUCAAGGAGUGAAACCCGAUACUCAUUUGCGCUGAAAACUCCAAAAGAGAAUAAAGAGGUUUGUAAAAGGGGCCGAAAAGGCCCCACGAGCCGCUGAAAGCUUCCUGCACGCCGCUUGUCUCCGUCCUCCGCGAGUCUAAAUGGGCUCGCCGAGUAUUUCUAGUUUCCAGGUGGAAACUGUGAGGAAUUUCUCGUGUGCUUCACGUGUUCGCGCUCUCAUGCCAGUCAUUCACGGAUGCACACGGCUCAAAGUUCAGAGGCACGUUGAUGCGUCUUCAGGUGUCGCUGUCGAGCGAAACAAACGCACCGAAUAAACAAAAUCGGACCCUUAAAAAAGGCGAAGUUUGCAUAUUUUGAAUAUAAAUGAGAGAAACUAAUUUCCUUAAUGCAUCCAGCCUCUUUGACCUUUUGGCCUCCUGGUGUUUGACCCCCCUGCUGGCAGCAGGAAAUGCUCCCUGCAGAGAGAGGGGGGCGUGUCCUAACGUGGGCCGUGACCCUUCACCUGGCAUGGGAAUUGAUUGGCAGCUGAGCGAGGCCAACAACAAUGUGCAGAGUUUGAAGAGGAGAUCAAUGCCACGACUUUUCAUUUAGACCUCUUAUUUAUUUAAUAUAUAACAUGCUGGUGGUUCUUUACCUUUAUACAGAGUCGGCCUAGUUGCACCACUCUUUAUGCUAAGCUAAUUUAGCUUUAUAAUUAGCAGAGAGACUAGUUAUCUAAAUCCCAUCAGGCAUCAUUGAGUGGUUUGACAUUUCAUCAUUUCAUUAUUAUAGUGUCAAACUGGUCGGAUGGAACUUUGAUGCUUAAUUAAUACAUUAUUCUCGUAGCGGCGGCGUGCUGCGUGUGUCCCGCCCGAGGCGACACCUUUUUUUUUUUAAACCACUUUUUAUCAUCUUGCUUUUUUGUUUCAAGGCUGACGGGACUUUUCACCAGAAUACCACGCGAUGAUUUCACGUCUCGUCCUCGAGGUUUCGGCGCGUCUUUCCCACUCAAUCGGCGGCCUCGCUCGGUGACAAACGCCGAGUCAACACUUUGCCCCCCCGACUCUUCCACCUUUCUUGUGUUUUUUCAGCUGUGACGAAGCUGUGGGUGACGCCCCUGAGAGAUAUGACAGAAUAUGUUUUUUAAUGGUGAGCACAUGUGGGACGCACACACACACACACACACACAGACACACACACGGCUGCCAUCUUUGAUUCCCCCUCCGGCACACGUCCACAAGGAGACACCCAAGUGAGGAGGGACUGGAAUUCCAAACCAGAUUGUGUCCGUGUGCUGCCUGUGAAAACAGAUUAAAACCCCACUGACCAGCGCAGGAAUGUGUAGAACCUUGAGCCUCCGACAUGCCAACAUCACACCUAACGAGGACCAGGAGGAACAGGAGGAACAGGAGGACCACCGCGGGUAAAAGGGGCGUCAUCGGGGCCGUUGGUUGGUUUGUGUUUGCAGCAGAAGGUGCAGCUUGUUGCACUUGUUGCCGAAGCAUCUGAUCGCUUUUAAGGGUAAUGACGGACGGGUGGAAGCGGCACUCGUCCUCCGUCAGGAGGGUGAUUAAAGGUCUUUAGGGUAUCUGAAGGAGAAGAACCUUCUCCACGCUCUGUAAUCCAGUAAAUUACAGUUAAACAUUUCAGGCAAUACCAAUGAAACACUGUGUGUGUGUGUCUGUGUGUGUGUGACAAUGCUUAUUUUCUCUGUUUUUCCUCUAUUAAAUAUUUAAGUCACAAAAAGGGAACUUUAUGUCUUUACAAUAA